Molecule: messenger RNA, 2106 nt
Organism: Schistosoma spindalis
Lineage: Eukaryota; Metazoa; Platyhelminthes; Trematoda; Strigeidida; Schistosomatidae
Source: the annotation of a GenBank genome assembly
ACCGGAUCCCAAACCAAUGGUGCACAUGGGCUCCAGUAUCCUGCGGGAACAAAUGGCGUAUGAACCAAUCGUUGGUCACCGGCUACCAUGAGACUGCAUCUCCUUACGAUGCUCCACUGCCUUGUGGGUCAGACCUUUAAGUCGAAGACUUGGAGUGUGGCCCCCUAAGAAAACCACCUGCUUCGGUUUGGGCACUCUGGCAGUAUCACAUCCCUCACACAAACCAAUUGAGAUUUAUGUGGCGCAUAUGUAUUUGGUGCCUCCGUGUACCAAUACCUAUGCGUUAAAAUAAUAAUAAUCUUUAGCCAUGUCGAUGCUGAAAACUUUUUGAAUUUUUAUACGUAAUUCGUUCGUCCAAAACUCGAGUACUGCAUACAAGCGGCCAGCCUUUGCCUAAAAGGAAACAGUGACCUAUUGUGAAAGAUUCGAGCAACCGCAACUAAGCUGAUUCCCAGAAUAGCAAUGUUCCCAUUUGACGCUCGACUGGCUAAACUAAGCCUAUUUCCAUCAUCAUAUAGAAGAACUGGCGGUGACUUGAUCACAAUUUUUAAAUUACUUGUCGAUAACUUCGCAUCUGAUAAGCUCUUAUUUUUAUUGUCUUCCAAAUCAGUGAAUUCACGAGGACAUUAAAAAAGCUCACAAGAACAGAACAAAUUACUUGUCAGAUGAUUAUCAACUUUCCUAUCAAAUAAUCAACGAAUGGAAUUCGUCUUCCAACAGGUGAUUGAAGCUUUAUCUGUCGAUGCUUUCCAAAGAAACUUGGGUCGACAGAGAGACCACAAUUGCCAGAACUAACACAGGCUAUCGAGCCUCAUGUCCUUUCUAAACCGAAACUAAUCCUGGCGUCGCCCAAUGGUCGUCCGUAAACUAUAGUAUCACUGUCUAGUCUUUUAUUGGAUACACCAACUUAGGUUUAUAGUUCGCCUGUUAAAGUUUUACUAUGAAUCUAGAACACUUCGGACAAUAAGUCACUAUCAAGCGAUUAAGUUCAACAUUGUUUAGUAAUUGGCUUAAAAACCCUAUUUGAUUUUCUUUACAAAUGUUCCUACUUUCAGUGGUGUAAUCGGUGUUUGUGGCUACACUACUGUAUUAUGAUUGACGAUAUAAUUAAUAUGAUUCCUCAAUUAACACAUGGUCUUCAUAAAGGUCAAAUGGGAAGAAUUGCUAUAGUGGGAGGAUCAAAAGAAUAUACUGGAGCACCAUACUUUUCCGCUAUCAGUGCUUUGCAUUGUGGUGCUGAUUUAGUUCAUGUAGUAUGUUCUGCUGCUUCCUCUCCUGUUAUCAAGUCAUAUAGUCCCGAAUUGAUCGUUCAUCCUGUUCUGGAUGGAGUUCUAGCAGAAGCGACAAAAUGUAUGGACAGAGUUCAUGCAAUUACAUUUGGACCUGGUCUGGGACUAACGGAAAACGUUGAAAAUACUACGAAACUGAUAGAUUAUUGCAAACAUUCUAACAAGCCUAUUGUCAUUGAUGCUGAUGCUUUGUAUAUCGUUACUCAAAAUCCAUCACUCAUAGAAGGUUAUGAUAAAACUAUUCUUACUCCAAAUACUGUUGAGUUUUCAAGACUAUAUUAUUCUGUGUUUUCAUCUCAACCAUAUGAUACCAAAGAUGCGACAAGAUCUCUUGCUGAAAAACUUGGUGUCACCAUUGUCCAUAAAGGUUCUACAGAUAUUAUAUCGAAUGGUCAAACAACUAUACAGUGUGUGGAUCAAGGAUCACCCCGCAGAUGCGGUGGACAGGGCGAUGUUCUAUCUGGUACAAUGUCAGUCUUCAACUACUGGUUUCACCAACUUAAAGAUAACAAUCAGAAUCUACUGUUUACAGCUACUAUUGGAGCUGCAUUUGCAGCUUGUUCUCUUACACGAAAAUGUUCACAAUUGGCAUACGCUAAAUACGGUCGUUCUAUGAUAACUACGCAAAUGUUGCCAGAAAUACAUAAUGCAUUCGAACAACUAUUCGCUAAAACACCAAUAGCAUAAAACAUAAUAUCUCGCUUUUCUGUAUUCUAAACAAACAUGAUUAAGUUGUUUUCAUCAAAUACGUAUUAACUUUGUAUUAUAAUUGACUAACAGUACGUAUUUUUGACUGCAUUCAAGUCUCGUACUUUAC